ACCCAAACGCCCCAACUGGCCACCGCGCGACUUUCUGCUCAACCGCCGAGCUGUUAGAAGAUGAGCAAUCCAGCUCAUGGUGUUCGUGAAGAAGAAGAUGAUGACCAAGGCGAGGUUUACAUUGAUGAAGCUGACAUCAUUAAUGAAGUCGAUGUCGAUGAGGAAGAUCUUCCUGAUGUAGACGACGAAGUUGUUGAUGAGGCUGAUGAUUCCAUGCAUAUAUUCACUGGUCAUACGGGUGAACUUUAUACAGUUGUCUGCAGUCCGACAGAUCCAGUGUUAGUUGCAACAGGGGGUGGAGAUGACAGAGGGUUUCUUUGGAAGAUUGGACAAGGAGAUUGGGCUUCUGAGCUCCAAGGCCAUAAGGAAUCUGUUUCUACUUUAGCAUUUAGUACUGAUGGACAGUUGCUGGCGUCUGGAAGCUUGGACGGAAUUGUUCAAAUUUGGGAUACAACAUCAGCCAAUCUAAAAAGUACUCUUGAGGGUCCUGGAGGGGGCAUUGAGUGGGUCAGGUGGCAUCCUAGAGGGCAUCUGGUCUUGGCCGGUUCAGAGGACUCUACAGUUUGGAUGUGGAAUGGCGACAAAGGUUCCUAUCUUCAAUUGUUUUCAGGGCAUGGUGGUAGCGUGACUUGUGGUGAUUUUACCCCCGAUGGUAAAAUAAUCUGCACUGGUUCUAAUGAUGCAAGUUUGAGAAUAUGGAACCCAAAAAGUGGCGAGAACAUUCAUGUGGUACAAGGUCAUCCUUACCAUUCUGCAGGAUUGACAUGCUUGGCAAUAAGCUCUGAUUCUACUCUAGCUGUUACUGGUUCUGAAGAUGGAUUCAUCCAUAUUGUAAACAUAACAACCGGAAAGGUUGUUAAUUCCCUGCUUUCACAUUCAGAUUCGGUCGAAUGUAUUGGACUUGCACCAAGUCUCCCUUGGGCUGCAACAGGAGGUAUGGAUAACAAGCUUAUCAUCUGGGAUUUGCAACAUUCGUUGCCCCGUUCUACAUGUGACCAUGAGGAUGGAGUGACAUGCUUGACCUGGCUCGGGGUAUCUAGGUACCUAGCAACAGGUUGUGCAGAUGGGAAGGUCCGAUUAUGGGAUAGUCUCUCUGGUGAUUGUGUAAGAACCUUCAACGGGCAUAGUGAACCUAUUCAGUCUCUCUCUGUAUCUGCCAACAAAGACUUUCUUGUUUCAGUAUCUACUGAUGGGACUGCCCGAGUUUUUGAGAUUGCAGAAUAUAAGUAAGCAAUAUACCCUUCAUGGUUUGUCACAAAGAUGGUGUUGGAGAUAUAUAUAUAUAUAUAGUACCUUUUUGUAUAAACAAUAUGAAUUGCAUGUUUUUCUAAUGGUAUUUGCAAGAUAGUAUUUCCCUUUUCUUUUCAGUAGUCUCUAGGAUCUGUAUUAUAACAUCCUACAUUAUUGUUAUAAAAAGUUGUUCUUUAUAU
This is a messenger RNA of Fragaria vesca subsp. vesca, 1430 nucleotides long. Its product is annotated as angio-associated migratory cell protein-like. Gene Ontology annotation, molecular function: protein binding. Lineage: Eukaryota; Viridiplantae; Streptophyta; Magnoliopsida; Rosales; Rosaceae. The coding region runs from base 61 to 1230 and encodes 389 amino acids. The record is from RefSeq and is a predicted model, not a curated record. The transcript has 12 exons.